AUGGGGAACAUCAAGAAGCUGCUUAAUCAGAUCAUGGAGUUGAAUUUCACAGCCAAAUUGUUGCAACGCCAGGCCCGAAAAUGCGAGAAAGAAGAGGAGUCGGAGAAGCUCAAGAUCAAGAAGGCCAUGGAAAAAGGCAACAUCGACGGCACUCGAAUAUACACCGAAAAUGCCAUUCGUAAACGAACCGAGCAAAUGAAUUAUCUCCGGAUGUCUUCGCGCCUCGAUGCCGUCGUGGCUCGCCUAGACACCCAAGCCAAGAUGACCACCAUUAACAAGUCCUUUACAUUCUGCAACUUGAAAGAAAAAGGGUUACAAAUUGUACAUAAUAAGAUUAUUAAACCUAAAGCUUACUCAUUUUCAUAG
Messenger RNA from Cannabis sativa, 366 nucleotides. RefSeq names its product ESCRT-related protein CHMP1A-like. NCBI's taxonomy places the organism in Eukaryota, Viridiplantae, Streptophyta, Magnoliopsida, Rosales, Cannabaceae. The coding region runs from base 1 to 366 and encodes 121 amino acids. Gene Ontology annotation, biological process: late endosome to vacuole transport; endosome transport via multivesicular body sorting pathway; protein transport. The record is from RefSeq and is a predicted model, not a curated record. The transcript has a single exon. Gene Ontology annotation, cellular component: multivesicular body; ESCRT III complex.